AUGCAGUGGAUACUCACUGGGCUGCUAGCCCUACUUCCGAGCUUCGCGUGGGCGCAGACCAAUGCGUCUGCAGCGACAUCAGUUACGGCUGCAGCGUCGUCCUCUGUGUACUAUCCACUUCCAUCUACGCUGUCGACGUAUUAUACAAUACCUGUAUCGCCGGUUGCCUUCACCCCAAUCCCCUCCCCAAGCGAUCCCCCGUCAAUUCCAGGAAUAUUUCCAAGCGCAGUACCUAGCAAUCCCCCUCCUGUUAGUCAGGACCCCCAAGUUGUUCCAGACUUUGGGCCAGCUUGGGCAAUUGCACUUGAGAAGGCUGCUGCCAAGGUCGCCAAUUUUACUCUGGAGGAAAAAGUCAACGUGACUACUGGCGUGUAUCCUAACUCAAGAUGCGUCGGUAAUAUUGCUCCUGUGUAUCCAAUCGAGGGACGAGGCUGGCCCGGUCUCUGUCUCAUGGACUCACCACUUGGGAUCCGCUACGCCGACUUUGUGACCGCCUUCCCGACCGGGAUCAACACUGCUGCUACAUGGAACCGUGCAAUGAUGCGACUGCGUGGUCUCUAUAUAGGUCAAGAAGCUGUAGGGAAAGGCGUCAACGUACAACUCGGACCCAUGAUGAAUAUGGGGAAGAACGCCCAAGGUGGCAGGAACUGGGAAGGUUUCGGCGCCGAUCCCUUCCUGGCGGGAGAGUCCGCAUAUGAAACAAUCCUCGGUAUGCAACAGGCCGGUGUACAAGGCUGCGCUAAACAUUAUAUCAAUAAUGAGCAAGAGUACGACCGUAUGCAAGAAUCUAACACCGUUGAUGACCGGACGGAACACGAGAUCUAUGCUCAUCCCUUCAUGAGAAGCGUCAUGGCCGGGGUCGCAAGCGUGAUGUGCAGUUAUAAUCUUAUCAACGGUACCUAUGCAUGCGAGAAUGAUAAAACACUGAACCAAAUCUUGAAGAUGGAAUUCGGCUUCCAAGGAUACGUCAUGUCUGACUGGACUGCAACCCACUCUACGAUGAGUGCGACGGCAGGAUUAGAUAUGACUCAACCCGGAGAUAUCGGUUUCGGAACCAACUCUUCCUACUUCGGCGGUAAUCUGACGGCUUUUGUUGAGAACGGUACUAUCUCCCUGGACAGACUGAACGAUAUGGCGACGCGCAUUAUUGCUGGCUGGUACCUCCUGGGACAAGACUCUCCGUCUUACCCGCCAACUAACUUCAACGCCUUCAAUAUCACGGACCCCGCAACCAACCAACAUGUGGACGUUAUGGACGACCACUACACCAUCGUUCGGGAGAUUGGAGCGGCAAGUACCAUAUUGCUGAAGAACCUCGGCAAUACGUUGCCGCUGAAAGGCAUCCGGAGCUUGACAAUGAUAGGUUCUGAUGCGGGUCCCGAUCUUCGCGGACCAAAUGGAUACGCGGACCGUGGUGGUGACGACGGAGUUUUGGCCAUGGGCUGGGGAUCCGGCACGGAUAACUUCCCUUGGCUCAUUUCGCCUUUGGAGGCAAUCCAGGCACGGGCGAGGCUUGACCACACCCUUGUUUCGUGGUUCCUUGAAGAUUUCGAUUACGCUGGUGUCGCGGCGGAAGUCACAGGCAAGCAGCUGGCCAUUGUUUUCGUCAAUUCAGACUCGGGCGAGGGUUACAUCACGGUUGACGGAAAUGAAGGAGAUAGGAAGAACUUGACAGCCUGGCACGGAGGCGACGAGCUAAUUCUUACGGUGGCUGCAAACAAUAACAACACUAUCGUUGUAACACACAGUGUAGGGCCCUUGAUCAUUGAGCCUUGGAUUGACCACCCCAAUAUCACGGCAGUUCUGUGGGCUGGUGUCCCGGGCCAGGAGGUUGGUAAUUCUCUCGUGGAUAUCCUUUACGGGGCAUGGAGCCCAUCUGGGAGGCUUCCAUACACAAUCGCUCGGAAUGCCUCUGACUACCCGUCCCAACUCGUUCUCGGCGGAACUCCAGAGGACAUCUUAAGCAUCAACUAUACUCAAGGGUUGUUCAUCGACUAUCGGUGGUUUGAUGCCAUGAACAUCACGCCUAGAUAUGAAUUCGGCUUUGGGAUGAGCUACACGACCUUUGAGUAUUCCAAUUUGAAUAUCGCCGCCGUGCCCAAUGCCGACACCUAUGACACGGAACUCAUCGCCAACUGGGAGGCCGGGCUGCCCAACCCGCUUGGCAUUGGGUCAACCACCGCGAUAUGGUUGCACACGCCAAUUUACAUCGUGUCCUUCGACGUAACGAACACUGGAUCGUACUACAGUGGCGAGAUACCACAACUCUACGUCCACUUCCCAGCUUCGGCCAAUGAACCACCCUCUGUCCUGAAGGGGUUCACGAACAUCAACCUUAACCCUGGGGAGACGCAAACAGCGACGAUCACCCUGAACCGGUACGAUCUGUCAAUCUGGGACGUCGUGGCGCAGGGCUGGGUCAAGCCGAACGGGACCAUCACAUUCACCGUUGGCGCAAGCAGUCGGGACGGUCGUCUAUAUGGUACAAUCCCGUCUUAA
Messenger RNA from Gloeophyllum trabeum ATCC 11539, 2499 nucleotides. RefSeq names its product beta-glucosidase. Lineage: Eukaryota; Fungi; Basidiomycota; Agaricomycetes; Gloeophyllales; Gloeophyllaceae. Gene Ontology annotation, biological process: glucan catabolic process. Gene Ontology annotation, molecular function: beta-glucosidase activity. The coding region runs from base 1 to 2499 and encodes 832 amino acids. The transcript is spliced from 18 exons. The record is from RefSeq and is a predicted model, not a curated record.